CAUAAGAUAAAGCUUCCAACUUUCCAUCUGUCCAAAUCCGAAUCCAAUACAUCUUCCUAUACGAUUUGGGUCAGUUAAAGUCACAGUUUCAGUGUGUUUUGUGUGUAAUUUGUGCGUGAGAGGCCGAGGCUGUUAGUUGGAACGUUGAACCAGCGAGAGAGACAGACAGAGAGUCCAUAUUGGUUGCUAUAUUUAUCGACACACCAACCAAAACAAAAAUCAUAAAAGCAAGACCCAAUUUUUUAGGUUUUUUUCUUUGCAAGGGGAAAACAUAUGGACCAACGUUUUUGGCGGUCCGUUUUUGCUUCCUUGCCUUGUAAACUGCAGUGUUUUUGCCUUGCCUUACUCGCCUACCCGCUUUAUUAUUUAUUCAACUAUCCCCAUGGCUUGUUUUAAUUAAAGAUUGUUUGUCUUUCCUUCUUUGUUUUCAGACCACUCAAACUGCAAAUCGGAGAUCGUGAAAAUCCCAAAACCAAUUGAUGGAUUGGUAGCCAUAAGUUGGGAAAUAUGCAAUAGGCAAUAGGGCAAUAGGCGAUAUAUAUACAUAUAUAUAGCUGUGAGUUGACAGACAGGUGAGUGAAAGCUUAAAUCUUUGGACAGAAUGUGGAGAUGGUGGAGAAGCAGUGGUAUGGUGAUGAAGCAAGUGGUUGGUAGCAACCACCUUGGGAAGCCCAACAGCCCCUACCCAUGUAUUGGGCAGGUGUUUGGAUUAAAGGGUUUUGCAAAACAAGAAUGUGGGUUGUUGACAAAUCCGGCAAUAUCUUCAUCAUCACUUAUACCCAGAAGGACACUGUCAUCUUCUGAUGAUUUCAAUGGAGCAGGAGAGAUCAACAGAGGAGGAGGAGGAGGAGGAGGAGGAGAGACCAUAUCUUUUGCAGAGGCCAAGAGGCUGAUGAGGCUUGUCAAUGUGGAGGCUUUGAAGAUGAGGCUUGGUGCUGAAGGAAAAGAGGCCAUACCAUAUUCUGAUCUUAUUGAGGCCUGUCAAAGCAUUGGGGUUGCCAGAUCUCCAGAGGAGGCUGCAGCUUUUGCUCGAGUGCUUGAUGAGGCUGGUGUAAUCCUUCUCUUUCGGGACAAGGUCCUCCUUCAUCCUAAUAGGGUUGUGGAGCUGGUUCAAAGAGCAGUACCCCUUGUCCUGACUCCUGAAGAUGACCCCAUGUGGGAGGAGUUAAAGGUGCUGCAGGAGAAGAAGGAAGAAAUUGAUGUGCAGGCACAUAAGCAGGUUCGGCGCAUUCUCUGGUCCGGUCUGGUGCUAGUUGUGGCACAACUCGGGCUCUUUUUCAGGCUAACAUAUUGGGACUUCUCGUGGGAUGUAGUGGAACCACUUGCAUAUUUCACAACAACAACUUGCAUAGGCAUAGGCUAUGCCUACUUCUUGAUCACUUCAAGAGAUCCGACUUACCAAGAUCUGAUGAAGAGGCUUUUUCUCAGGAGGCAGAGGAAACUCAUCAAGAGGCAUAAUUUUGAUGUUGAAAGAUUCAAAGAGAUACAGAAAAAAUGCGGCGCACCUCUACAUGCGAGUGCCUCGAUUAAGAAUCGGGUAGGCAUGGAAGUGGAGCUGGACGAUGCUUUGCAUAGGGAGUAACACUUUCCAUUUUGAUUUUUUUGGCGGGGGUUGGGAAAAAACGCAGGAGGUUAUUAACACUUCUGUUGGUUCCAAUCUGGCCUCUCCUGUUUUUAUGUAGGUAGGGCCCAUAAUUUUUGAAUUUAACCCGUUGUUUCUGACCUACCCUUCAAUUAUUUGGCACUAAAUGUCAUGCAGCUUCUGCUUUAACUAGGAAGAAUGUAAUGGAUACUGCUUUGCUUAACUAGUUGCAUCCACUGUGUUCUCUUA
This is a messenger RNA of Prunus persica (peach), 1831 nucleotides long. Its product is annotated as calcium uniporter protein 6, mitochondrial. Bases 602 to 1582 code for a protein of 326 amino acids. The record is from RefSeq and is a predicted model, not a curated record. Gene Ontology annotation, molecular function: uniporter activity; calcium channel activity. Gene Ontology annotation, biological process: mitochondrial calcium ion homeostasis; calcium import into the mitochondrion. Gene Ontology annotation, cellular component: uniplex complex; mitochondrial inner membrane. NCBI's taxonomy places the organism in Eukaryota, Viridiplantae, Streptophyta, Magnoliopsida, Rosales, Rosaceae. The transcript has 2 exons.